AUGAUAUCACCUGUGUACGGUGCCAUUGGUGCUGGCUGUGAAAUCAGUUUCUGGGUGCACAAGAAAACAUUUGCAUACCUGAGUCUUUACCUAGUUCCUCCAGGACAAAAUCCAUAUAAUGGUGAGCGUAUUCAAGUGUGGCAAGUUUCAGCAUCUCUGGGCAGUAACUGGACCAGUGCUACAGCUGGUUUAGGGGCACAUCCCCCUGGUUACAGGCUUGUUUUUGAAGGUAUUUUACGUUCAGUUGAUGGUGACAUUGCUCUUGAUGACAUUUCGUUCAGUCCCAGCUGUGCUCUUGGCUCAAAUAUGCUUUUUUGUGCAUCAAAUCAGUUCCAGUGUGAUAACCACAUCUGUGUAGAUAAGACAAAAGUUUGUGAUUUCACUAAUGACUGUGGAGACAAUUCAGAUGAAAAGAAUUGCUCCAGCUAUGUUGAGCGUUGCAACUUUGAGGUGGAUUUGUGCAAUUGGAUUCAGGAUCAGACAGAUGUAUUUGACUGGACCAGAAAAUCAGGGUCUACCACCACAGCAGGCACUGGCCCUGACAGAGAUCACACAUUAGGUACUGAGACUGGAACAUACUUGUACUUAGAGAGUUCUAACAGAAAACUUAAUGACACUGCCAGGUUAAAAAGCCUGAUUUUCCAGCCAGCAUCAGAAGGUCAGUGCUACAUGCGAUUUUUUCAUCACAUGCUUGGAAAGGACAUUAAUGCUCUUAACAUCUACAUAGAAGGAGCAGAACAAGGCUCGAGAGCACUGCUGCUGUCUAUUCAUGGUCAGCAGGGUGAUGAGUGGCGCAAGACCAUCCUCAGCAUUGUUAGUGCAUAUAACUUUAGGAUUGUGAUUGAAGGGACAACAGGGGCCAGUGACCUUGGUGACAUAGGCUUGGAUGAUAUCUCUUUCACACCAGGCUGUCGUCUGGCAGUAGGGGCAAGUCUACCACCGGUGCUCCCAACAAGCAUCAAUCAGUGUCCUACAGGAACAUUUUUUUGUGGACUAAACCCACCAUGUCGCUUGGAUGUUUACCUGUGUAACUUUUACUCUGACUGUGUAGAAGGACGAGACGAAGCUCAGUGUCCAUCAGUUUGUGAUUUUGAAAAUGGUGAUUAUCAAUUUGUCCCUAUGUGUGGGUGGACCAAUCAAGCAGAAGGCAAUGCAGCAGACUGGAUUUUAAGGACUCCUAUUUCCUCAGGUUAUCCUGCAGUGGAUCACAAUCCAGGGACAUCUUCUGGACAUUUUGUUGGAGUUAUAUUCCCUGUCACCCAGUCUGUGCAUGCUAAUUCAUGGCUGGUGUCUCAGAUUUAUAGAAAUUCAGGUCCUUCCUGCAGGUUUAAUUUCUGGUACAUGCACAGUGGCAGUACCAUCCUUAAUCUUUAUCUUUUUGUCAGGUCUGGUGGUGCAGACCAGCAAAUCUGGGCACUGCCUGCCACUAGGCCUACACCACAUGUUUGGCACAAUGCUACUGCCUUGAUACCCUCUUGUGUAUCAGAAUUUCAGCUUGUGUUUGAGCUGCAGGACUGA
Pomacea canaliculata is the source of this 1518-nucleotide messenger RNA. RefSeq names its product MAM and LDL-receptor class A domain-containing protein 1-like. The transcript has a single exon. Lineage: Eukaryota; Metazoa; Mollusca; Gastropoda; Architaenioglossa; Ampullariidae. Gene Ontology annotation, molecular function: protein binding. The record is from RefSeq and is a predicted model, not a curated record. Gene Ontology annotation, cellular component: membrane. The coding region runs from base 1 to 1518 and encodes 505 amino acids.